AUGGACGGGGACUCUCUCUACUCGCCGGCAUUGGCCGUCGCCGGCGCCCUCGUCGCGGCGGCGAUCUGCUCGUACCUGGCGGUCUCCCGCCGCGGCCGCCGCCGGCAGGAGCCGCCGGUGCUCGGCACGGUGUUCCACCAGCUGUACCACAUCCGGCGGCUGCACGACUACUACACGGAGCUGUGCCGCGGGCACAGGACGUUCCGGCUGCUGGCGGCGCCCGGCCGCCGGCUGAUCUACACGUGCGACCCGGCCGUCGUCGAGCACAUCCUCCGGGGCAACUUCCCCAACUACGGCAAGGGCCCGUUGAACUCCGAGAUCCUGAGGGACCUGUUCGGCGAUGGCAUCUUCGCCGUCGACGGCGACAAGUGGAGGCAGCAGAGGAAGAUCGCCAGCUACGACUUCUCCACGAGGGCCCUCCGCGACUUCAGCGGCGACGUCUUCAAGAGGAACGCCGCCAAGCUCGCCGGCGUUGUCUCCGGCCACGCCGCGUCGAACCAAUCCAUGGACAUCAAGGCGUUGUUGACGAGAGCAACGAUGAACUCCAUCUUCAACAUCGCCUUCGGGAAGGAGCUCAACACGCUGGAUGGCUCGGGCGAGGGGAGCCGCUUCGCCAAGGCGUUCGACGACGCCGGCGAGUACACCCUGCUCCGCUACCUCAACCCGUUCUGGAAGGUGGCGAGGCUGCUCGACGUCGGCACCGAGGCGGCGCUCAAGGAGAGGAUCAAGGUCGUCGACGAGUUUGUGUACAAGCUCAUCCGUGACAAGUCCGACGAGCUCUCCAGAACCAAGGCACACGACCCUGGUUCCAGGGAUGACCUACUGUCAAGAUUCAUCCAGGCAGCAAUCAACGAUUCUGGGACAGUUGAUUACAAGUACCUAAGAGACAUCAUACUGAACAUAGUCGUUGCCGGCAAGGACUCCACAGCGGGGUCGCUUGCUUGGUUCCUGUACAUGGCGUGCAAGCAUCCGGAAGUCCAGGAGAAAAUCUUUAAUGAAGUCAUGGAUGCCACCACCACCAGCGCCGGCGACACGGCUGCCUCCGUCGACGAGUUCCUGCAGGGCCUGACCGACCAAGCACUGAACAGGAUGCAUUACCUGCACGCUGCACUGACGGAGACGCUCCGGCUGUACCCUUCAGUUCCGCUGGAAAACAAGCAGUGUUUUUCAGACGACCUGUUGCCCAAUGGAUUUAGCAUCAGAAAGGGGGACGCCGUGUUCUACAUGCCCUACGCCAUGGGCCGGAUGGAGUUCUUGUGGGGUAAUGACGCUGAAGAUUACCGGCCUGAACGGUGGCUCGAUGAGAACGGUGUCUUUCAGCAGGAAAGCUCAUUCAAGUUUACAGCUUUCCAGGCCGGCCCAAGAAUCUGCCUCGGGAAGGAUUUUGCAUACAGGCAGAUGAAGAUCUUUGCAGCCGUGAUGAUCCGUUUCUUUGUGUUCAAACUACGCGACGAGAGUGACACUGUCAGUUACAGGACGGCGAUUACGCUCGCCAUUGAUCAGGGCCUCCAUAUGAUGACUACCACGAGAUGAGUGUACUGUGUACACUGUACACUGUACUGUACUCUAUACAGCAUCGGCAUCUAGGGCAGCUGGCUACUGUACCCGUACAAGUAACAGCU
Molecule: messenger RNA, 1622 nt
Organism: Oryza brachyantha (malo sina)
Lineage: Eukaryota; Viridiplantae; Streptophyta; Magnoliopsida; Poales; Poaceae
Product: cytochrome P450 704C1-like
Exons: 6
Coding region: 1-1533 (510 amino acids)
Molecular function (GO): heme binding; oxidoreductase activity, acting on paired donors, with incorporation or reduction of molecular oxygen; iron ion binding
Source: RefSeq, a predicted model, not a curated record